AUGCAGCUUCCACCAGUGCACAUGUACCCCCAACAGCCCACAGAUCCUGUGGCUGUACAGGGCCAUCCAACCAUGCUGGUGUUCCCUCACGGCUAUCCAGUUGGCCAGCAUGUGGUGAUCCAGCCUGUCCACACCCCAAUCUACGGAUGUCAGCAGGUCUAUGCUUAUCCUGUCUCCGGCCAGUAUCGUCUGGUGAUGGCUGGUCUCCCGAUGGCUGGUCUACCGGGCGUCACCCAAGGUGGUCAGCCUCUGGCGCCAGCUUCUUAUUCCAUUCAGCACCACGCCCAGCCUCACCACUUUGUGGCUCCGGCUCUGACUCCUACCCCAACUCCAACCCUAGUCGGAGGACGAUUCGACGCUGUGAAUUCUCAGGAUCAUCCUGGCAAUAUCCCCAGCUACGAGAGCAUUUUCUCAGAUGCUAAUCACACUCGGGCUGUAGCUAAUGUGCACAAGACUGUGGCAGCUGUCAAGACUCCCGAGAACCCUUCAACUCCAGUCCCGACUCCAGUGACAGGUGUUGCCAACAAGAUGACAAUGACACUCUGCACUCCAAAGUCAGACAAUCAUCACUACAAGGCUGUUGCUCACUCUCUUGCUAAGACGACUGAGAAGACUGACAGUAGCGAGUACAAUGAGGAGACGAAGGGAGCUAAGGAGCAUGAGAAGGCUGUGGUCACUCCGGCUAUGACUGUUCCUGAGUCUGCUGUGAUUGAUCACACUGUCAAGCCUGCUGAGACCACCAAGCCUGCUGAGAACAACAAAUCUGCCGACGCUCUUGUCACUGCGGCCCCUGCUGCCAUCAAAGUCUCCGAGGCUAUCAAGUCUACUAAGGCUACCAAGCCUAACAAUCCUCCUUAUCGAUCCAUGUUUUCGCCACCCUUCCCCACUGAUCUGGGCGCAAUUGCCAGAAAGCAGACCGGCUACACUCCCAAAGGCCAUCUUGUCGAUUGGAAGCAGCUUGCCCUUGACCGUGACCGUGCUCAAGCUCAGGCUCAGGCUGAGGCUGAGGCUCAGGCCGUUGGCGGUGCUCCAGCGACUGGUGCCGCCAAGAAAGUAGAGACCUGGUCUUUUACUACGAUUCCCCCUGCACAUCAUUACACUCGCAGACGCUCCAACAAGAAGGCCAACGUCAUGGACAACGGCGAGAAGCGCUUCACCAACUUGGACGUGCUGGACCCGCGUGACGCCGACGUGAACCCGACCUAG
Molecule: messenger RNA, 1206 nt
Organism: Phaeoacremonium minimum UCRPA7
Lineage: Eukaryota; Fungi; Ascomycota; Sordariomycetes; Togniniales; Togniniaceae
Exons: 2
Coding region: 1-1206 (401 amino acids)
Source: RefSeq, a predicted model, not a curated record